UGCAAAGAUUGAAAAUUGCAUUUAAGCUAACCAAGAACAACCAAACCAGAGACCAAACAUCACACACCAUGGAUGAUGAAGUGAAGUUGUUUGGAUUUUGGGCAAGUCCUUUCAGUCUAAGGGUCAUUUGGGCUUUGAAACUUAAAGGUGUGGAUUAUGAAUACAUUGAAGAAGAUAUCCCUCACAAUAAGAGCGAGUUGUUGUUGAAGUACAACCCGGUUUAUAAGAAGAUCCCAGUGCUUGUUCAUGGUGGAAAGCCAAUUGCAGAGUCAUUGGUUAUUUUAGAAUACAUAGAUGAGGUGUGGCCACAUAGUCCUUUGCUGCCGAAAGAUGCUUAUGAGAGAUCCGUAGCCAGGUUUUGGGCCAAAUUCAUUGAUGAAAAGAUUCGACCAAUGUGGGAAUUCUUUCAUAAAUUCGGCGAAGAACAACAAAAGGCAAUCGAGAACAACUUUAAAAUUCUGAGAACCAUUGAGGAACAUGGUCUUGGAGACAAAAAGUUCUUUGGGGGCGACCAAAUUGGCAUAGCUGAUCUUAUUUUUGGAAUGGUUAUUCAUUAUUUUGCGCCUAUGGAAGAUGUCAUGGGAGUGAAGUUCAUUAAAGUGGAUACCUUCCCACGCCUGCAUGCAUGGAUGAGGCAUUUCAGCAAACACCCUGUGAUCAAAGACAAUGUCCCUGAUUAUAGUAGAGUUGUUGAUUAUCUUAAAGGAUAUCUCGACAUAAUCAGUAGAAUGCAAAAGGGUUGAGACCUUUUUAUAUCAUUUAUUUAUUUUUAGGUUAAAUUUUACUAUUAGUUGAUCUAUUAUACGAAAUUUGCAAGUUUUAGUUCUUUUAA
This is a messenger RNA of Gossypium raimondii (Peruvian cotton), 832 nucleotides long. Its product is annotated as probable glutathione S-transferase. The transcript has 2 exons. Gene Ontology annotation, molecular function: glutathione transferase activity. The coding region runs from base 69 to 743 and encodes 224 amino acids. NCBI's taxonomy places the organism in Eukaryota, Viridiplantae, Streptophyta, Magnoliopsida, Malvales, Malvaceae. The record is from RefSeq and is a predicted model, not a curated record. Gene Ontology annotation, biological process: glutathione metabolic process. Gene Ontology annotation, cellular component: cytoplasm.